Messenger RNA from Thermothielavioides terrestris NRRL 8126, 4259 nucleotides. RefSeq lists its product as uncharacterized. Gene Ontology annotation, cellular component: nucleus. Gene Ontology annotation, molecular function: ubiquitin binding; protein-macromolecule adaptor activity; identical protein binding. NCBI's taxonomy places the organism in Eukaryota, Fungi, Ascomycota, Sordariomycetes, Sordariales, Chaetomiaceae. The coding region runs from base 1 to 3561 and encodes 1186 amino acids. Gene Ontology annotation, biological process: regulation of actin filament polymerization; actin cortical patch assembly. The record is from RefSeq and is a predicted model, not a curated record. The transcript has 4 exons.
AUGGGCUUCCUUGGCAUCUACAAGGCCUUGUACGACUACACGCCCCAGGCCGAGGGCGAGCUGCAAAUUGCCGAGGGGGACCUGCUCUACGUGCUGGAGAAGAGCACUGAAGAUGACUGGUGGAAGGCCAAGAAAAAGGCGACCGGCGAGGACGAAGAGGAGCCCGUUGGCCUGGUCCCCAACAAUUACGUCGAGGAGGCCCAGCCCAUAGGGAAAGCCCGCGCGCUCUACGAAUACACGAGGCAAACCGACGAGGAGCUGUCGUUCCCCGAGGACGCCCAGCUGACCGUCUUCGACACGUCAGACCCCGACUGGAUCCUGGUGGGACACGAUGGCGACUAUGGCUUCGUCCCCGCCAACUACAUUGAGCUCGGGGAGGGCGCGGGGAAGCAGGACGAGGAUGAACCAGCCGCGCCUGCGCCGCCUCCGCUCCCGGCUCGGACCUCCACCAGCGAUGUCCAGAGCCCGCCCCUUCCUGCGAGGAAUCAGGCCCAGUCGGAGCCCAGCAGCCCGGCUACCCCUGCUGCACCUAAUCCCGCCGCCAUGAUUGCCGGCAUGAUGGCCGCCCGCGCGGGCUCGUCGCAGCAGCCCCCCGCGCCCCUCAAUCUCCCACCCCGGCAGCAGCAAUACGCCUCAGACGACUCGGACACCGAAGUCAAGUCCCCACCGCUUCCGGCCCGCCCGCGCGGGGACUCGCAGCUGUCCGCCGAGGCCCCCAGGGCGUCGCCGCCGGUCCAACACCGCGCCCGCAACGACUACGACACCACCGCCACCCCUAAGACCCCGCCCACUGCUCCCCUGACGCCUGGCGACUUCCACAUGUACAACAUCAACGAGAUGGUGUCCAUCAUGGGCAAGAAGAAGAAGAUGCCGACCACGCUGGGCAUCAACCUGCGGACCGGCAUCAUCCUGAUUGCCCCGGAGCACCCGCAGGACGGGCCCUCGGUUGAGUGGCCCGCAGACCGCAUGACGCACUACUCGCGCGAGGGCAAGCACGUGUUCAUGGAGUUGGUCAGGCCGAGCAAGAGCGUCGACUUCCACGCUGGCGCCAAGGACACCGCUGAAGAGAUCGUGGCCAUGCUUGGCGAGCUGGCCGGUGCCGUGCGUGCCGAGGGCCUUAGAGAGGUGAUCAUGGCCGGCACCGGCCAGAAGGCGAUCCAGCAGAAGAAGGGCGUCGUCCUGUACGACUUCAUGGCCCAGGGCGACGACGAGGUCACGGUCGGCAUCGGCGAUGAAGUCAUCAUCCUGGACGACACCAAGAGCGACGAGUGGUGGAUGGUGCGCCGCGUCAAGAAUCAGAAGGAGGGCGUCGUGCCGAGCAGCUACAUCGAAGUGACCGGCAUCCUCGACACCCCCGUGUCGUCGUCGACUGCCGGUCUCAACGCGGGCAAAUCCACCGUCGAGCAAAACCGGCUGGAGGAGGUGCGGCUGACCAAGGAGGCCAUCAAAGCGGCGCAGCGAGAGGACCAGCGAGAAAGAGAGAGGGACCAGGCGAGAGCUGCAGAGGUAGGCCCUGGCUUGCGUUUGCCCGAGCGGAGUAGUAGUCUGUCGGCCAGAAAGGGUAACACCGAGGCGCAACAGCGGAGCAGACGCGAGAACGGCCACGCUGAGGCUUCGGGCUCGUCCAGGUCCAGCGCCCCCAAGUCAAAGCCCGACCUCUCCAAAGUCCGCACCUGGACCGAUCGCUCCAAGGCCUUCACCGUCGAGGCUCAGUUCCUCGGCAUCAAGGACGGCAAGAUCAACCUCCACAAGCUCAACGGCGUCCGCAUCGCCGUGCCUGUCGCCAAGAUGUCGCUCGAGGACCUGGAAUAUGUCGAGCGCAUCACCGGCAUCUCCCUGGACGAGGACAAGCCGCUGUCUGACCUCAAGAAGAGGGCUGCGACCAACGAGAGGUCUCGCAGCGCGCCGGCCGCCAAGGUCGGCGCCACCGUCGAGCCCAAAAAGCCCGAGUACGACUGGUUCCAAUUCUUCCUGUCCUGCGACGUGCAGCCGGGGCUCUGCGAGCGAUACGCCCAGGCUUUUGCCAGGGAAUCGAUAGACGAGAGCGUCCUGCCCGAUGUUGACGCCUCCGUGCUGCGAAACCUGGGUUUCCGUGAGGGCGAUAUCAUCAAGGUCAUACGGUUCCUGGAUGCCAAAUAUUGCCGUGGAAAGAAGGGUGGCGCAGGCGACGAGGAGGCCGCUGGUGGGCUGUUCUCCGGGCCCGGGGGUGCCCUGCGGAACAACACCAGGAAAGGACGGCCGGCUCCGCCGGUGGAGACCAACAACACCGUCGAUCCGAAGGCCUUUUCACAGCAGAAGGAGGCUGCUCCGAGCGAGGCCAAAGCGCCGUCCCCCACCUCGUCAGCCCCCACGCCGGCCUCAAAGCCUACCAGUGGGUUUGACGACGACGCGUGGGAUGUGAAGCCUUCAAAAACCCCAGAACCAGCCGCCCAGCAAGCGUCGGCGCCGCCGUCUACAGCGGCUCCAACAACGGCCGCCGCCCCGGCCACCGCCCCGGCCGCCGCCUCUGCUGCCACCACGUCCGCUCCGAGCACAGCCAAGCUCACCGGAUCGCUGCAGGAGCUGUCACUGCUCACACAGCCGCUAACCCCGGAGAAGGUACAGACUCCGGCUCCGGCUCCGCCAGCGCUGAGCCUGGCGCCUGCGUCUGCCCCGGCUCCUGCCCCAGCGCCCGCCGCUGCUCCGGCGCAGAUCCCCCAGCCCACCGGCGCAACGCCAAACUUCUUCAGCGGCUUGCAACCGCCAGCCGUCAACGGACAGCAGUCGCAGUUCGCCCCGCAGCUGCCGCAGACCAUCGCACGUCAGAGACCCGUGGCUCCGCAAUACACGCAAGGUCAAGGCGGCCUGAUGCCCCCGCCUCCCCCAGCCCGACCACUGUCCGCGCCACAGGCCGUGCAGCCCAGCGCCUUCGCGCCGCCGCCGCUGCAGCCGCAGAUGACGGGCUACCCUCAAACCCAGGUCGCUCCCCCGGGCCAAAGCCUGAACGACCUCGCCCAGCAGCGUCUGCAGCAGCAGUACAACCAAGCCAUGCAGCAGCAGCUGAGCCAGCAGCAACAGCAGCCGAUGAUGCCGAUGAUGACCGGCAUGCCACAGCAACAGGGGGGCUUCCAAGUGCAACCACCAUUCAUGCCGCAGCCCACGGGGAUGCCCCUCCCGCCGCAGAGCGCCCCGCCCUUGCAAGCCCAGCCCACCGGCUUCAUGCCUGCCUUCCCGCAGCAGCAGCAGCAACCGCAGAUGACCGGCCUGCCGCCACCACUUGAGCCCCAGAGGACGGGCAUGCCCAUGUCCGUGCCAACAAGUGUGGGUAUGGGCAUGGGAAUGGGGAUGGGCAUGGGGGGGAUGGGCAUGCAGCAGCCGCAGCCGCAGCCGCAGCAGCAGCAGCAGCAGCCGACGGGCCUGCAAGCGCCGCCCAUGCAGCCGCUCAUGCCGCAGAAGACGGGCCCGCCGCCGCCCGUCCGGUUCGGCGUCACGCCCGACAAGACCAAGAAAUUGACUCCGCAGCCGACCGGGCGGAGGGCGAAUCUCGCUGCUGCUACGCCGGACAAUCCGUUUGGCUUCUGAGCUUUGAACCUGUGAGUUUUUCGCUCCAGGCGAUAUGGAUGCUUGCGGAUAGGGGCAAGUGGCGAAUCAUUGCAGGCGGUUCCUCCCCCCCGCUCAGUCAAUCAAGUCAGUCAGUCAGCAGAUUUUGCUGGUCCGAUCUACGCCGGUACAGCGCACCCGCCCCGCCCUCCACCCACUUCAGGGAGGUUGCGUUGAUGGAUGGAUGGAUGGAGGGGCGUUGGUGUUGGUUUGCUGGCAGCGGCGAGAAGGGCCUCCGGCAUCACGGCGGAAAGGCAGCCGUUACACCUUGCUCAGGGGCUAGUUGUGGGGAACGCCAGGGUUCCGUUCCCCCCCCGGGGGAGUGUAGAAGAGAUGUGGAGGAAGGAAGGUGUGGAAGAUGGGUGCGAGAGACUGGCUGUUGGAGUUGUAGCCAAAGAGGAGGGAACAGGGGAAGCAGAAAGAAAGAACGGGGGAUGGGGGAGGAGGGGGAGGAGGGGUGGUGGGAUGACAGUUGAAGCAUGGCAUGUUAACAUGAGCGCUGCGGCUGGCUCGACUUUUCACUGUUCCUGUUGUCGCUGUUGAAGCAACGCCCCCUUUUCCCCCACCGUUUUUUGGUUUGGUUUUUUGCAAAGCAUCAUCACUCUGCACGCUACGUUAUCUACCCACCUACCUAGCCUAUUCAGACCUAAGUACCUAUUUAGCUACUAUUCCCUGCCUGC